This is a messenger RNA of Prorocentrum cordatum, 342 nucleotides long. The record is from the annotation of a GenBank genome assembly. Lineage: Eukaryota; Dinophyceae; Prorocentrales; Prorocentraceae.
AUGUUCACUGGGACGUGCUACUCAUCCAGGAGGGUUUGCUGGGAGGGGCGGCUGGCGACUGCAGCGUUGGUUGUCCGAGUUUCCAGUGUCAACAACAUUCUGUGCUGUUUGCCCCCGGGAAGGACGGCGUGCACGGCGCAUGCAUUGUGGUACAUUCCAGACAUGAUGGUCAUAUGGUUUCUUGAUUACCACGUAUCUACACUGACAGCGGAAGAGGCUUUUUAUUGGCAUCAGCUUAUUUUCGGCAGCGUGCGCACGGGAUGGAAGUGUUCCAGGACCAGCUGGAUGACGUGCAGAAGGCGCUCCGGAACCAUCUUUUCCCCGGCGACGUCCUUUUUUUAG